Arachis stenosperma is the source of this 1700-nucleotide messenger RNA. RefSeq names its product ammonium transporter 2 member 4-like. Gene Ontology annotation, molecular function: ammonium channel activity. Gene Ontology annotation, cellular component: plasma membrane. The record is from RefSeq and is a predicted model, not a curated record. Lineage: Eukaryota; Viridiplantae; Streptophyta; Magnoliopsida; Fabales; Fabaceae. Gene Ontology annotation, biological process: ammonium transmembrane transport.
GGUCCGAGCAGUGUGUUAUCCCCACUUAGAGGCUCAAGUUAAGAAAAGAAGAGAGAUAAUAAGCAGCGCAAAAUUGAAGUGUAUUUGUUCUCUCUUGUUGUUGGCGAAUCUGGUGCACCUGCAACGGUUAAAGCUGCCAGCAUGAUCUGAACUUAUUACCUUCCUUCUUCCUUAUAUUUGUGUGUGGUGGCAAGAUCAGAUCAUGUGGGAGCUUCAUCUGUUGCAAUGGUAGCAUAUAUAUACAAACCCUAAUUACUUCUUCCCCUGCCACUACAAAACCCUAGCUAGAACAAGGAUUCAAGUAUUCAUCAUCAGAAAGAAGCUAAGGGAGGUGAUCGAUAAUGGGAGACGAGACGAGUCCUGAGUGGAUGAACAAGGGAGACAAUGCAUGGCAGCUGAUGGCGGCAACAAUGGUGGGGAUGCAAACAAUUCCAGGGCUAGUAAUCUUGUACGGAAGCAUGGUGAGCAGGUCAUGGGCCAUCAACUCGGCCUUCAUGGCCUUAUACGCUUUCUCCGCCGUGUUCGUUUGUUGGGCCAGCUGGGCUUACCGCAUGUCGUUCGGCGAAGAAUGGGUGUUUUUCUUGGGCAAGCCGGCGGUGGCGUUGGACGAGAAAUUCCUUCUAGGGAAGUCGUUUCUGGGAGCGUUCCCUACUGCAACGAUGGUGUUCUUUCAAGGAGUAUUUGCGGCCAUUACUCUGGUUCUUAUUGGCGGUUCAUUGCUUGGAAGAAUGAACUUCCGUGCAUGGAUGCUGUUUGUUCCUCUCUGGCUUACAUUUUCAUGCACCAUCACUGCUUUCAGUAUUUGGAGCCCGAAUGGGUGGUUAUUUAAGCUUGGAGUUAUUGACUUUGCUGGUGGCCUUGUUAUUCAUGUUUCUGCUGGUGUUGCUGGCAUUACCGCAGCUUUUUGGGUGGGUCCAAGACCAGAGAAGGAAAGAGAAGCAUUUGCUUCAAAUAAUAUGAUUGUAGCAUUGGGAGGUGCGGGCUUGGUUUGGAUGGGGUGGUCAGGCUUCAACGGCGCUGCUGUGAACACACUUGCAUCUCUCGCAAUUCUAAACACUCAUGUCUGCGCUGCUACUAGCAUCGUCACAUGGCUCGUCCUCGACAGUUUAUGUUUCGGUAAGCCAACCAUGUUUGGCGCCAUUCAAGGCUUGAUCACCGGCCUUGUUUGCAUUACACCCGCCGCAGGAGUAGUGCAAGGUUGGGCAGCAAUUUUGAUGGGUUUGUUCUCAGGAAGUGUACCAUGGUACACAUUGAUGGUGCUUCACAAGAAGCUCGAAUUCUUAAACAAAAUAGAUGAUCCAAUGGCCAUUUUUCACACACAUGCCAUAACCGGAAUUCUUGGUGGAAUUCUAACAGGCUUAUUUGCUGUUCCUAAAUUGUGUCGCCUCUUCUAUGGAGUGCCUGAUUGGAAGAAAUACACUGGACUCUUUUAUGGCCUUAAAAAUGGUUUAGCCCAUGCUGGUUUGACUCAGUUGGGGAUCCAACUUGAAGCCACUAUUUUUGUAGUUGUAUUUAAUGUUAUUAGUACAACCGUGAUAUGCUUGGUUGUGAGGAGCAUAGUGCCAUUAAGGGUUGAUGAUGAGGAUGCAUUGCAAGUAGGUGGUGACAAAAGCAUGCAUGGAGAAGAGGCAUUUGCCUUGUGGUCAGUGGUGGAGCUUAGUUCAGACAAGGGGAGACCACGGCUCCCAAACUUUUUAUAA